Messenger RNA from Schistosoma bovis, 1564 nucleotides. NCBI's taxonomy places the organism in Eukaryota, Metazoa, Platyhelminthes, Trematoda, Strigeidida, Schistosomatidae. The record is from the annotation of a GenBank genome assembly.
UUUCAAUUCUGCCUCUCCUGUAAAUUUAGGCGUUCCCUGAAGGUGUUAGUUACUCAGUGCUUCUAGACACGGAAGCCCGUUGGACCCGUUCAUAAAUUCUUGAACGAAAUGAUUAGACGUCCUGCAUUUAAGUGUUUGCGUUACCUUUGUCUUUUAAAGGGACAUUAUGAAAAGCAAUGAACCUCCAUUUCCAAAAAAGUCUCAGAUAAUCGAACUGCCAGCUGACGGGCCUACAUGUUCACAUGGUCCCAUGUUAAAAAUAGUUGAUCAGACCUCCCGUUCGUUUCAUUAUGCUUGUUCGGCAUUUCGUGAUAAAGGUGAAUGUGAGAAACAGGACUUGUACCAGAGUAGCACUUUAAGAAACUGGUCAUCGGAAGAUAUUCUCGGGAUAAGUCAGUCAGAUAGAGCCUAUUGUUACACUUGUGAUUGUUUGUUUUCAUUGUCACUGAGUGGACAAAAGCAUGAAAUGCACGAGUAUAGGAAAAACCUAUCAGAUAAUUUAUUGGCAAUGCCAUCAUACCUGCUAAAACCACUGGAAAAUUCUAAGGCUCAUGCAGUACGUCUUGUAUUUACUUACCCAUAAGUCCUAUAGCAAUAUUUUUUUUCUUUAGACACUUUGAAUCGACUGUACUCCAUCAUUCAAAAACUGUCAGUAGACUAUGUCAUCUGUAUUGGUUCACCACGUCUACAUGACUUCAUCCAACUUCAGCAUAUACAUAGAGGACAAUUAUUAGACUCAUAUUUAUUAGAUAUGGACAUUCGGCUGUCUAGUUUCUAUCAUCCACAUCGUUUCUCACGAUAUAAUAUGGUAAACGGAUUUUUCUUCAGUCGAACGGAAGAAGAAAAUUUUCAUCAUUUCAUCAAGGAUAAUAUAAAGCCUGAUGAUAAAUGCUCCAUAUUUUGUGAUCCUCCAUUCUCUGCACCAUUGUCAUUAAUUGUGAAGCAGAUCAAUUCAAUAAUACAGUAUAUUUCAAGCUUCCAAAUUACUAAAAAUAAUUGCAAGAGUUUAAAUCAAAAUGAUAUUCCAUAUCUGCUAGUUCUCCCGUUUUUCUUCGAGAAAAAGCUGCAAAAGAUUGCCCCAUUUUUAAACUUGCUGGAUUAUAAAAUCACUUAUGAAAACCACUCAAGACUGGAUUGUGAUAUCACUGAUAAUCGAAACCACAGGGAUUUAACUAAUAAAAUUGGUGAUCAUUCAAAUAGAGGACAGAGGCGCGACUCAAUUGUUCGCUUGUUUACAAGUUUACUUCCUUCUUUGGUCCAUCCACCUAAAUCAAUAGAGAAAUGUUUCAGGUUUUGUGAAAUUUGUCAACGUUAUUCGCACAUAACAAAUCUACACUGUCCUAAAUGUGAUCGUUGCACAACUAAACAUGGACCAACCUAUGUACACUGUGAUAAAUGUAAUCGUUGUAGACCUGCAAAGAAAUUUCAUUGCGAUCAGUGUAAACAUUGUGUAUCUAUCAAUCAAUGCGUUCAUCAAUCCAAACGCAAAAAGCUCUCUUACAAUACAUCUGAUAAUUUGUAAUCUGUAAAUUAAUAUUUAUUCAAUAAAAUAUUUUCUACUUUG